ACACGCGCACCGGUACGCGCGUCGUUGGUGGCGAUUAAUCGUAGCGUAGCGCGCGUCGCGUUGAGUGUUGAGUCGUCAUCGGCGAGCGGCGCCUAGUCGGCGAUAUCAGUCCGCGGCUUCCGACGAUCGGCUCCGUUUUUACCCACCCUCUCCCGCGCGCGCGCGCGCGAGUUCUCGCUUCUCCGCCGCGGAUCUCGGAUCCAAUCCAAAUCCGACCAAAGUCGUACGACUCCGGCGGACUCGUACACGCGUCGUCAGACACGCGCCACGCAUAACGGCGUCAUAUACGUGCGCGCCCGGCCGCCCGCAGCGCACGCACAGACGCACAUCGUGACGAGAAUUCGGGAGCCGCGCACGCCGUUUCGGUUUCUCCUCUCUCCCGGCGCGUCCGUAACCUCUCGUCUUUCGGUCUUCCUCGGCGACAGCGAGACACCGGGCGACACUCCUCGCCCGCCGGGUAGACAGAUAGGUCGGUUCGGGUUUUGGUCAAGAUGGCCGAGAAGAGCGGCUCGCCGGCCGCGGCUCAGGAACAACAGCAGCAACAGCAACCGCAGCAGUCGUCGCAGUUCCUGUCGAGCUUCAUCGGCGAGAUCGUCAAGAGCCCGGUGAACCUCGCCCUCGUGGGCGUGAUCGCCAUCCUGGUCUACAAGAUCGUCAAGAGCCGCACGCGGCCCGAGGAGCCCGUGCAGGAGGUGAAGAAGCUGCCGAAGCUGCGCCGCGACUUCGCGGUCGAGGAUCUGAAAAAGUACGACGGCAAGGGCCCGGACGGCCGGAUACUGGUCGGUGUCAACGGCAGCGUCUACGACGUCACCAGAGGCGCCAAGUUCUACGGCCCUGGUGGACCCUAUGAAGCGUUCGGCGGCAAAGAUGCCAGUAGGGCACUCGCGAGGUUCGCGGUGGACGCCGCGACGGACAAGUACGACGAUCUGAGCGACCUGAACACCACGGAAAUGAAUUCCAUCAAGGAGUGGGAAGAGCAAUUCAAAGAGAGAUACGAUUACGUCGGAAAAUUGUUGAAGCCUGGCGAAGCACCGACAAACUACUCCGACGAGGAAGAGGAGGGUAGCCAGCAGGAGACCGAGGCGAAAUCGGAGAACGACACGGAGAAGAAAGCGGAUCAAAGCGAGACCGCCGGAAAGUCAAAGAGCGAUUGACCGCGUGAUCGCAUCCCGACGGCGGAACUGUUUCAGAAGCCCACUACGCACACGCUGUUGUUACAGAAAUCCUUGAAAUUGUCGCUCAUGAAUAUAUAUCUGGACGUUCGGCCGAAUAUUUUAUUACUUCGUAACGAUAAUCGGAUAAGGAGGCGAAAGGCCGGCUUUUAAUCGCGUCGAGAAGCAACAU
Molecule: messenger RNA, 1344 nt
Organism: Temnothorax curvispinosus
Lineage: Eukaryota; Metazoa; Arthropoda; Insecta; Hymenoptera; Formicidae
Gene: MSBP
Product: membrane-associated progesterone receptor component 1-like
Exons: 3
Coding region: 492-1154 (220 amino acids)
Cellular component (GO): membrane; endomembrane system
Source: RefSeq, a predicted model, not a curated record